Salvelinus sp. IW2-2015 is the source of this 1017-nucleotide messenger RNA. Lineage: Eukaryota; Metazoa; Chordata; Actinopteri; Salmoniformes; Salmonidae. The record is from RefSeq and is a predicted model, not a curated record.
AUGAGCAACAAGAUUGCUCUGACCGGCCAGCUGGAGGCCACGGAGGGAGGCCUAAACCUCUUGAAUCGACAGCCAUCUUCACCGCCAGAGAGGCUCUGCCGCUGGGGCUACAAGCACCCUGCCCGGGCCCCGUCUACCUCCCAAAGCUCCAUUCAACACUGUCCAACUAACACGCGGCAUCUGCAGGGGCAGGAGAGGGAGGUAGGUCAGAAGCGUGUGUUGAUGUCUGGUCCGUCGUGGCGCUCGGUGCCCAAGUCCAAGAGCACCAGUGCCAUCCUGCAGGAGCUGCCAGCACCUAGCUGGGGCAGCAACAGCAACCUGGGCGCUGGCCGUAGCGAGCUGGAUGAGCUUCAGGAGGAGGUAGUGAGGAGAGCGAGGCAGCAGGAGCAGCAGAGGAGGAAAGAGGCGGAGAGAGAAGCUGCGGUGGGAUUCAACCCCAGACCCUCCAAAUACAUGGACUUAGACCAGCUGCAACACCAGGCUGUGCUCAGCCCCUUGCAUGAGGCUAAUGCUCAUAGUGGAUUGGCUGUAGCUGCGUGCAUGAGGAGCACUUGGGAACCAAUCACACAGGAUCAGGAUAUGGAGCAGGAGAGAAGAAGCGCCCGUCCACAGGGGCAUCGCAGUGAACAGCCUGGCCCGCUCCAAGUACUGCUGACGCCCAAUCAGGAGGGGGAAGAGGUACGGCCAGCCUACCAGGAUGCAGCCCUGGGCCCUGGCCAGCCCUCUCUCUCCUACAGACCCUCCCCCAUCCUCACCCCUCUCCACUCAUCCCUCCAACCCCCUCCCACCGACAACUCCGCAGCACAGGUUGAGGAGGGGAGAGACAGCCUUUUUAGCGGGGGAGAGGGGAGAGAACGGGUCAGGAGGGAGGAGGAUGUGGGGAUGAGUGAGGUGGGGGGACAGGGACUGAGGAAAGUUGAGGAGGGGGAGCGGUUGAGGAGGGGUGAGGAAAGACAGGGGACUCUGGGAUAUAUCCGACACACACACGACCCCCUUACACACACAUUCACCCUCUGA